CCAUAGAGAAAGAACGUAUUUAUACUGUGAAUAUAAUGAAAAACAGACAUUAAUAUAUAAAAUUUCAUAAUUAGGGUUAUAGUGAAGCUAAAUAAGCGUCUCAAAAUGGGUGAUAUCAAUACUUGGACUCGUAAAAAUGAAGACGAAAAACCCGAAUGUCCAAGGGAUUAUUGUUUUGUGUGUUUGUGUAUGAAAGAAGAGAAACAUGUACAAAGCUAUGCAUUUCAAUGUGGCCCUCUCAUGAAAAUACUUCAGAUGGACUGCAUAAACCUGUGUUAUCUGUGCAAAAGAAUGGCUCAGCAUGCAGAAAUGUUUAUACAAACUGUGCAAAGCAAUCAGAUACUUCUGGAAAACUUUCAAAAUGAAAUGGACGAGACACUAAAAGCAGUCCGCACACAGAUUCAACCUCUAGUCAAUUUAACAGAAGUGCCAUUAAACACAUUAGAGUUGUCCGAGAAAGACGGCCAGCGUUACGAGGACCAGUUCGUGGUUGUAUGCUCUAAGAAUAAAGGUUUGCAGGUCCAGGUGAAGAUGGAAAUGAAGGAAGAGGAUCUCAUUGAGAGGCUGGAGGGCGAGUUUAUUAAUGGCAGUGAUGAUUACCAAGACACAUGUAUAAAAGAUGAAGACGAUGACUUUCCACUAAAUGCAUUACUGAAAGAAGAAUUAGUUCUAGACAAUGAAGAUAGCCUAGGCUUUUUAAAAAACCUUAGAGCGUCAAAUAGAAAGAACAAAAUUAAGAAGAAAAAGAAAAUAAAAAAAGAGAAGGAGGAUACAAAAGUAAUUUCUAAAGCUUCAACUCAAGUAAAAAUGGUUUACAUAACACGGGACCAAGUAACGGAGGAACGUACAAAUAUGGCACAAGAUCCAAAAUACCUCACUUGUAUGUACAAAUGUGUAGAUUGUGUCAAAGGGUUCAGUUUUAAAGGCAGCUAUGAUAAACAUAUGGAAUCUCAUAAUCAGUUUACAGGUGACUACGAAUGUGAGAUAUGUAAACAGAGAAUGGAGUCGGAAGAUAAGCUGGUCAGUCAUAUGAGAUACCAUUAUACCCGCUACAAAUGUUUAGAAUGUGGUUUGAUUCGCAACUGUAGACUAACUAUACUAGAUCAUUACAAUUCAUAUCACUGCCAAGAUUUAUAUCUCUCCUGUCCACAUUGCAGUAAAAAGUUCAAACGGUCAGGCUCGCUCCGCAAGCACAUCCACUACACACACAACCGCGGCGAGCGCGUGACGUGCGCGUACUGCCACAAGACGUACGCCGACAAGGGCGUACUGCGGGCACACAUGCGGCUGAAACAUCCCAAAGAAGUGUCAGCUACAGAGAUAACGAAGAAGUACGUAUGUCAAGAGUGUGGGAUGGCUUUCAAGUCACCUUCUCUUUUGAGGAACCAUGGAAGCAAGCACUCUUACAGCCGGGACUAUUACUGCGUCGAGUGUGACAAGAGUUUUAAAACGGAAGCCACAUUAAAGAACCAUUUGAAGACUGUAUCAAUACAUACCCAACACAUACAAUUACCGUUAGCCUGUACUCAUUGUGAGAAAAGGUUUGCAAUCCGGCGAGAUCUAGACAGGCAUAUGAAUAGAGUGCAUCUAAAUAUCAAGCCUUACACUUGUGACAGCUGCGAUAGGACAUACACAGACUCAUGGAGCCUGAAAAACCACAAGAAGAUAGUUCACGAAGGGUACAAGAAACCUCUGAUGUACCCUUGUUCCAUGUGCGACAAAGUGUUCAAUAGCACCCAUAUCCUGAAAGGUCACAUUCGCACCCAUACAGGUGAGCGUCCGUACCAAUGCAGUAAAUGUCCAGCUCAGUUCAGUCAGUCGAACAUACUGCGAACUCAUGAUAGGCUCAUACAUCUGCAACUCACGAGGGACGGACGGCCCAAGGUCAAAUAACACUCAAGGUCAUCUAGAACACUCAAGGUCAAAUUCUAUUCAAGGUCAUCUGAACUUCAAGGUCAAUUUGUUUGUGCUAUCAAUUGUGCAGUUGAUAUGUGAAGAAGAGUUAUGUUGUAACGUAUUAAGAAGCUUGUUAGGUAAGACUGGAGGUAGUCUUGAACCUAGUGGUGUUUUAAAAGCCGUUGGUCGUUAUACUUUUUUUGGUUGAUCCACAGGAAACAAUGACAUUCGAUAACUAUGAAAUAAAAUCAAUCCAGCUAGCGUAAUAUUGUGUUAAAAACUAAGUAAUUAUAAUUGAGAAACAUUAUAACAUGUAAUCUGAAUUAAUAUGAAAACAAGGUAUAAUGGGGACUUUAUAUUUUUAUUACAAAUGCCUCCAGCCACAGCCAAUAAGCUUCUUCGUACCUAGAUGAUUGUUUUUGUCAAUUUAACAAUUGAAAGAAGGGUCUGUAUAAGUUGAUAAUACAGAGUAGGUACUAAUAAGUAUAUUAAAUUAAUAUAUUUCAUUAUAUCUAUUGGGCCUAGCACCUACUACGGCCGGUUUUCUUAAAUAUAACUCGAUCUGCUUAACGGGGCCAAUUAAUGAUACACAAUCGUCAAGCAGAAAAGAACAGCGCAGUAUUUUUAGGGUUCCGUACCCAAAGGGUAAAACAGGGCCCUAUUGUUUUCGCUCCUCCGUCCGUCCGUCUGUCUGUCACCAGGCUGUAUCUCAUGAACCGUGAUAGUUAGAGAGCUGAAAUUUUCACAGAAGAUUUAUUUUUGUUGCCGCUAUAACAAAAAAUACUGAAAACUAGAAUUCAAUAAAUAUUUUGGGGGGUUCCUAUACAAUAAACGUGUUUUUUGGCCGUUUUAUAGAUAAUGGUACGGAACCCAUCGUGCGCGAGUCCGACUCGCACUUGGCCGGUUUUUUAUUUAUUUCAUUCACUAUGGAAGACGUUCAGCUAUAUAUUUUUCAGCUAUUUUUUUCACUGUCAAGCUAUUACCGACUUUACACAAAUUUAAAUUCUUUGAACCCCAAGAUGCAAGGUUCCUGCAAAAAAUAAUGUUUGUUGCAUGGGAGCCUCCUUUAUAUAUUAAUUUAAAUACAUAUAGUUACCUACUUAUUUUUAAAGAAAGUAAUACAUUCCAUAUUCUGUGAAUAUUUCA
Molecule: messenger RNA, 3042 nt
Organism: Helicoverpa zea (corn earworm)
Lineage: Eukaryota; Metazoa; Arthropoda; Insecta; Lepidoptera; Noctuidae
Product: gastrula zinc finger protein XlCGF26.1-like
Exons: 13
Coding region: 106-1893 (595 amino acids)
Biological process (GO): regulation of transcription by RNA polymerase II
Molecular function (GO): RNA polymerase II cis-regulatory region sequence-specific DNA binding; DNA-binding transcription factor activity
Source: RefSeq, a predicted model, not a curated record